AUGCCCCUCACGCUCGCCCACGUCCCCGAGGAGAUCCUCGAGCGCAUCCUCGCGCUCAUCCUCGUGCAGUCCCCCGAGUCGUCUCCCCGCCCCUCCUGGCACCCGUACACGAACCCCAACAACGCGGCUGGCCACGCGAACAUCAUCUCCCCCCUGCUCGUCUGUCGCGCAUGGCUGCGCAUCGCGACCCCCAUACACUACCGGCACCCCGUCCUCCGCACGCCGCGCCACGCAGAGCUGCUCCUCCGCGCGCUCCGUCACACGCCCGAUCUCGCGCUCUGCGUGCGGAGCCUGCACCUCCACGCGACUUCUCCCGCGCUGCGCGACAUAGUCCCGCGCUGUGCGUACCUCCACACUCUUGACAUCACAGUCGACAAUGCCGACGCCCAGCCUGGCGCCAGCGGUCGUGACCGCAAUGUGGUCGACUUCUGCGAAGGGUUCAUGCAGACGCGGUCGUCCAUCCGCCACUUGAUCAUCCGCAAGAACGCGUACUUGACGCAGCCGAACGCGACGUACGUGUUCGAGCAGCUCGCGAAGGCGAUCGUGCGCUGGCACAAGCUGGAGACCGUGAACGUCGCGUUCCGCCUCAGCCCGUCGCCCGCCGCGACCGCGCUCACACAGGCGCUCGCGGCGGCCCCGCGCCUGCACACGCUGCACACGCAGCUGCCCGCGGUGUGGAACACGACCCUACUCGAUAUCGCGCAGAACCCGUCGCUCGUCCGGAUCGUGCUCUUUCCCGCUCCCGAGCACGCCGGCGCCCACCUCUUCCUCGCAGAGGCCAAGCGCCACCCUCGCCUCGUCGACCUCAUCCGCGCCGGCACUGCGCCAGCUGCGCCCCAUCCCGCUGGCCGCGCCGCCCCGCACAUCUCGUUCUCGCUCGCGGGCAACGCGCGUGCGCGUGCGGCGAGCUCCGUCGUCCCGCCCGGGUCGACGCCGAUGCCCGUGCCGACGUGGGGGUACGAGCGCGAGGUCCCUGCGCCGGUGUGCCCGCCCAGCUCGUCGCGGGGCCCUGCGGCGUACCCGCCAUCUGCGUACGCGUACCCGCAGGCUCCCGUUGCUGCUGCACCGCAGUACGUGUACCCGCAAGCACCUGUGGUCGCGCCUCCGUACCCGUACGGCCAGCCGCCGAGCGCGUACCAGCAUGGACACCAUCACGCCGGCUACGCACCGCGGGUCGCUGUCCCCAAUGUCCCUGAGCUCGUCCACGGCCAGGCACAGCGGAGGGCGGCGGGCAGCCGGAGGAUGACCGCAUCAUGAGCUGUGCUGCGCCUAUUUACAAAAGCGGAAGAGACAGAGGAAGAGAAGAAGAGAGAAGACAAUAUCGGACUUGCAGACGAAAUUCUUGUGUUACAAACGCGACCUUGGGCCCCCGGUGACGAUGCUUUCUUGUUCUGCGCCCCUCACAGCUGACGAUAUACGGACCUUUUACGUGCCUUACUUACGAUUGUACAUAUGUAUAAUAACACCAUAAUACCCCGCUUCCUUUUCUCUCGUCCCGCGUUCUUUCCUUGAGUUCUUUCCUUCCCAGCACCGCGUGCGCCUCCCCCGCGUCAUACCCACCGCAUGGGUGCGGGUGGUUGCUAUCCCGACGGGGGACGCGUUGCCAGUGCGACGCCGUUCUUCCUGGUUCCAGCUUCCAUGUGCGCGGUGCGCCAGCCACUCAUUCAGUAUUCAGUCCCAUCAUCCCAUUCAGCCCGUCUUCGCUCCUUGUUCUGUUCUCGCCGCUUUCGUUUCGCACCCGCUCGUUCUUCUCGUCUUCGCGCAUCCCUAAAAGGGACAUUCCUUUGACAUAGACUGUAGAUGACCACACGAACAGAAAAAAAGCCGCCGCGCAAGGCAGCG
This is a messenger RNA of Trametes versicolor FP-101664 SS1, 1842 nucleotides long. RefSeq lists its product as uncharacterized. Lineage: Eukaryota; Fungi; Basidiomycota; Agaricomycetes; Polyporales; Polyporaceae. The record is from RefSeq and is a predicted model, not a curated record. The transcript has 4 exons. Bases 1 to 1257 code for a protein of 418 amino acids.